Messenger RNA from Linderina pennispora, 554 nucleotides. RefSeq lists its product as uncharacterized. Bases 70 to 450 code for a protein of 126 amino acids. The transcript has a single exon. NCBI's taxonomy places the organism in Eukaryota, Fungi, Kickxellomycota, Kickxellomycetes, Kickxellales, Kickxellaceae. The record is from RefSeq and is a predicted model, not a curated record.
UUCCCAACUGCUUGACUCCCCAAAAAAACACAACCUUCAACUGCCACCACUGCCUGUCUACAGCCUCGAAUGAUGUCAAAUAACCACAGCCAUCACCGGCAUCACCAUUUUGCAGAAGCCAUAUUCCACAGUCGGCAUCACCGCCCCGAGCAAAAACCCGCAGUGCUAGCCAACACCCAGGAUUUGCACAAUAGUUCAGGCAUUCUGUUUGUCCAUGCUUCGGACUUUGUCCACAACGUGGCAAAAGGUGAAAUAUCUGGACCGAUUGCCGCUUGCCCGAUGGGGUCGAUCGACGUGACCGCUAACGAUUAUGUUUUUAAUGGAUCACCAUCGCGCCGUGAGCUCAAGUCGCUGAGAAGACACAUCAAAGAAACAGCCGAUGUGAAUCGGGGCGCAUCAAAAGGACGCACUGCCGCCCGACAGACUCGAGUAGGAAGCCAGACGCGGUAGCGCAUGGUUUUAGGGGCUUGGCAAUAUACAAAUGCGCUCUUUAUAUGCGAAGUUUUGAACUGCGACGGCAUGCGGUCACCAGUCUGCAUUAUUGGACAGAGGGG